AUGUCAGCCCUCUUGACUUACUGGCUCUUAUGGGAACAGCUUGAGAGCGGCCCGCACACCUUAAAAUUAGACAUGAACCACAACCACUUCCUCCUGAGCGCUUUGACUCUUUUGCGGUCUCGUGGACAAGACUGUCGACCGGUGAAGCUGUUGACGCUCACCUUGAUCACGACACAUCAGCAGGUCUACACGAGCUCUGUGACAAUUUCCGUUGUUACUCGCCUUGGAACGGUUCCCUCACAUGAUCGGAACUGGACGGUUGUCGGCGAUAUUAUCAAGUACUGGGAUUACAAGAGCUGA
Messenger RNA from Fusarium graminearum PH-1, 300 nucleotides. RefSeq lists its product as uncharacterized. The transcript has 5 exons. NCBI's taxonomy places the organism in Eukaryota, Fungi, Ascomycota, Sordariomycetes, Hypocreales, Nectriaceae. The coding region runs from base 1 to 300 and encodes 99 amino acids. The record is from RefSeq and is a predicted model, not a curated record.